UAAUAAAAGUGGAAAGACCGGUCAUUUUAAUUUAAAUGAUUACAGAAGAAUUACAAAUGAUUCAAACAAUUAAUGAAGUGAAUAUACCAAUAUUCAAUAUUACAAUUCAUGGAAUUAAUGAUCAUGUGAAUGUACAAAAAUUAAGUACAUUCUUAUUACCAGAAUAUGAAACAAAGAAUAUUGUUGUCAAGGUAUUAAAUAAAGGCUAUUCAAAUCAAUUAAUCUUAAUUGACCAUAAGAAACAAUAUUCAGCUUCAUUAUCUGCAAUACCAUCAUUACUUAUACGUAUUUAUGGUAAUUUAACAACAUCAUUAAUAGAUAGAACAAAUGAAAUGAAAUAUAUGAAAGUAGUUGGAAAAUUCAAAGGUUUUCAACAAUUAUAUGGAAUAUUUAAUAAUGGAUUUGUAUAUUCAUACAUUGAUGGUUGUGAUAUUUCAUUGGAAAAAUUAUAUGAUAUAAAAUAUGGCAAAUUAAUUGCAGAGAAAUUAGCUCAAUUACAUUGUUUAUCGAUUGAUGAAUUUAUACAACAACAAAAUAAGAAAAUCAAUCCAGAAUCCCAAUUAUUUCCAACCCUAUUUAAAUGGAUCAAUAGACUUGAUGAUGAAUUUAUUAAUUUAUCAAGAAAAUUAAAAAAAUAUGAAUCAAUUUUUCCAAGUAAAUCUUAUAUAUUCAAUGAAGUAAUCAAAUUGAAAGAUCAAUAUCUUUACAAUCCUAUAUCUAAAGUAGUUUUAUGCCAUAAUGAUCUGAAUGCAGCUAACAUUAUACUGGCUCCAGAUGAAAAUUCUGUUCACCUGAUUGACAUGGAAUAUUGUGACUUAAACUAUGCGGCAUACGAUAUUGGUAAUCAUUUUUGUGAAUUUACUGGACCAUAUGCAAUAGAGUUUAAACGUUAUCCUUCAAUUGAAUAUCAAAAAGAAUGGGUAAACAUCUAUUUAACAGCAUAUUAUCAGUAUUCUAAUUCAAAAUCAGAUCUUCAUUAUAAUGAAUUACAAUGGAAUAGAUCUAAAGAAGAUUAUAUAAAUCAAUGGAUUAAAGAGAUUAAUUGUUUUGCAUUAGUAUCUCAUUUACUUUGGGCUGUUUGGGCAGUAAUUUGUGCAUCGGAAAACUUAUAUUCUAUGGAUUUUCUAGCUUAUGCUGAUUCAAGAAUGAAACAAUAUUAUCAUAUGAAGAAAUGGUUACCGUCAACAUUUCAAUUACCUGUUGUGUAAUUUCUAUUUCAAAAGUAUCCAUUUUUAUACUGUUUAAUAUAAAUUAUGAAUAGACUAUACAAAACACAUAUCUGGUUAGCGUUUUUUUUUUAGCAAGUUAGUUUUCUACGGGAUGGGAUCGCUAAUCCCAUAUUCAACCCUCCUGUUUUAUUCGGAAUUGAAUCCUACGGUAGCUCCAGAGGGGCUCCAGGCAGAGUUCAAAACACAUAUCAGUCCAUGGUAUUUUUGUUUUUUUGGAUUUAUAAUUCUCUGUUUUAUUGAAAAUUAAUCAAUAGUACUAACAAAUGCAUGAGUAAUAUAAACAGUAUAAAGUGUAUGAAGUCAUUUGUUGAAAGUUGUUUAUACAUUCAAUGAACUUCUUACUCUGUAUUUACUGAAAGUGUGAUGUGUGCUACUGAUGUCGAUAGAUAUAAGUAGUAUGUAUCAUCAAUUGAAAGUGAAAUGUCUAGUGGCAGAAGGUUAAAAAGAUCAAAGAAAAGAGAAUGAAAACAGAAAGUGAUAUGUUUCGAAACAAAAGAACAACGAAAUGUGAAACAUUUGAUAGACAUUCACCGUACGGAUUUCAGAUUUUACCAAGUUAUUUUGUAAUGUUGUGCUGAAAUGCAUUUGGUUAAUCCCUGCCAGUGUUCUCAUUCACUACAGUAUCUGCACCUCGAAAAAGUUGUCAAUAGGAUAACAAUGAUUUAGUUUAAGGGAUCUAACGCUAAGGUUGUGAUGAUAGGAAUAAUUACUAGUAUUAUACUGUUAAAAUGAAUAUAGAAUGGACACCAGCUUAUAGGCAUCAUUAUUUUUGGUCAAAAUUACUGGAUAUUCAUGAUCAUCAAACAAGUUCAUACUGUUCAACAAGAUGUAAUUUGAAAGUCUUUGAUGGUUAUAAUCCACACUUACUUACUUACUUACGCCUGUUACUCCUCAUGAAGGAGCAUAGGCCACUCACCAACAUUCUCCAUCCAACCCUAUCCUGGGGAAUUCUUUCCAGCUUCUUCCAGUUCCUAUUCAUCCUUUUCAUAUCUGCUUCUAUUUCUCAAUCUUCUUCAUAGUUUUGCUGGUUAAUGAAUCUUAUCUUCAUACAAAUAGAUUUUCAUAAGCUAUCAUCUAAACCAGAGAUUUGACCAUGAAUGUUUCCACAAUCUGCAUAUAACCAUGUGUAUUGUGUAAUGGACAUGUGGAUGACAUAGAAAUAUCAACGUCACUGAGAACACACACACUUGAAAAACAUCACAUAUUAUCUAUUAAAAUAAUUAAUAAGUAGUAUAUUAAUGCUUUAUUCUGUAUAACAUGUUUGUAAUAGAAAAAUUGGUGAGAUUAUAAUUUAUGGAUGACCUUUGAGUGACCCCAAAGUGACCUUGAGAGUGUUCACCUAGUAACUAGGACCAAAUCAGGGUUACGAAACAUUGUGGGGGAUUACAAUUAUGAUUUAUUGUUGAUGGUUAAGAUUAGAAAUUAGAUUUAGGGUUUUCAUCACGAACUGACAUCAGCUAUAAUGCCAAAACUCUAUUUGGCCAAAUGGAUUAAUGAAUUUCGUGCCAAAAUCCGACACCUUAUUAUCCUAUAUCUGACUGAUUCGUCCAAAAAAAAAACUAAUAAUCUGGCCGAAAAAUUUUGUCAUCUAACCUUUAAGCAAAGAUAGAUGGUAGUUAGCAAAAGGAAUCCAGAAUGCAUGUUUCGUCCUAUUUGAUUUUCAUCAUCUGGAUGUACCUACAUGCAAAGAUUGAUAUUCACUCAAAGACUGAUCAAUAACGAUCCCAAACGUGCAAUGCUAACCGGUGUUGGAGAUGGUUGGAAGAAAGUUAGGGGCGGACAAACCAAAACGUGGCAUCAGUACUUGAAGUCACCAACUCCUAGUCUUAGCCAUGUUCGUGGAUGCAGACUACUUGGUUGGGGUCCGCGUGACUAUCGUAACCAAUGGUUUGAGACUCUUGGUGACAUGGCUCAGAAUCGAUCACAAUGGCGUCGGUGUAUACACUCUCUAUCUUCCCUUAAACUAAGAGAUUAAAAUCGCUUCAUAUCUUUCUUUCUACGAGCUAAUUCUUUCUUCCUGUACUAUAUCCUCAUUGCAACCUUUCUUUUAUAUAUUACCACAACUGAAUUAACUAAUUUUAUUAAUCCGAUGUUCAUGUUGUUGUGUUAAUCAGGUAUGUCAACUUGAACCGAUGCACAUAUAUGUGCCUGGUUCUACGUUGUAGCUGACUGAUUGACUGACCAAACAUCAAUGGGAAGAUUCAAACAAAUAAUACAAAAAUAAAUUAUCCAUUUAUCUUUUAAACAUGCUUUAAAAAAACCGUCUAUAAAUAAUACAUUUUUCAACAGUACUUUAUUAUUGCUUCAUCUACACCAAAGUACAACUCCAAACAUAUUUUUCUUCUAAGACGACAUUGGUUUUAUAAGUCACAAUGAAGCUUCCAUUUAUUCCUCUAAAGUAUUGUUAUAUUCGGUUGUCACAGAUUGCUGUGCCGCAAAACGGCUGGUCACUUAUACUCGGAACGAGGGACCACGGCAAUUCCCAUGAUGCGAAAGUAAGAACACACAAGACUGGUAUAAGUGAUGACUUAUUAACCCCAAAACACGUCGACGACGAUUCUAAUAGAAAAUACUCUGGUUUAUAAAUUGAUUGUACACCUAUUUUGAUUAAUAAUUAGGAUGAAAUCACAUAUUCAGUUAUAACAAAUUACUUACUGAGCAUAGUUCAUGUCAGUGGAAUACAAAAAUAUCGUAUAUUAUACAGAAGAAAAUAUCAUACUGGGAAAACUAAUCAAAUAGUACACUGAAUGAUCCUCAUGUUGAAUCAAAACGGAUGUUGAAUGUUGAAUAAAACUCUUAAUGAGUAAUUCAAUCGAAGACUGACUUUUCUUUCCAUCAGAUCAAGAAUAGAUAAUAUGGAAUAUAUUGAAGUAUUAAGUUGAUUCAAGACUAAAUAUCAAAUGAAAUUGUUUAAUGAUCCAAGAUCUGACUCCAAUCAGAUCGUUUCUGAUUGUCGUCGAAAUAUAUAUAUCAUCAAUCCUCGUAUAUAAUUAUCGACUUUGAUCACGUUAGUCAAUAGUAGAAUUAAAUAAGUCAAUCAAGAGAAUGAAUUUUGGAAUGAACAUAUUUUGGUACAUUCACUGAUCUGGACAGGAAAUCAGAGGGAUGAAACGAAUAGAAGAGAACGAAACGAAAUGACGCGUAGCGGAGAUGGCAUGUAAGCCAACUCCCCUUUAAGUCAAGCGUUAAUCAAUAUUUAUAGUUACACAAACAUAAACUAUAGAUAUAUGAUGAAUAGGAUAAGAAGUUCAUACAUAUACGCUCAUAUAGAAACAGUCAGGGUUGAUAAGUGAAUAAUGAACAAGGUUAAAACGUUACUCAAGAAGAAUGAAUAAAUUGGACUAUCCAGAAAUAAGAAUAGAGUAUAUGGGUUUAAGAUAGUAACCAACGCUACAUAUCAUAUAUCACAUAUGAUUUAGUAGAAUAUAAAGAAAGGGAGAAGUUGAAGGCAUUAGAAUAUCAGAAGUAAAUUUUCAUUGAAGAAACAAAAAAGAUUUCUCUUAAUGACUUUUUUGUAUUAAACAGUAAAGUAAAAUCAAAAGAGGGUUUUGUGGAGAUUUUAGUAAUUUAAGGGUUGAAUUCAUGAAUCAAUUAAAGCUAGAUCAACAUGGAAAACCUGGAAGCAUUAGACGGCCGUUUCGUCCUAUUAUGGGACUCCUCAGUAGUGUGCAUUCACAAUCCCGCACGCCACACUCAAACCCAGGACCUAUCAGUCUCGCGCGAGAACGUUUAACCUGUAGACCACUAAGCCGACAUCCAACGGUGUUAAUGUCUAACUUCAACCAAUCCACGAAAGUUCACCACCGUCCACUAUCAACUUCAAUGAGUUACUAUCUCACAAGUUCUAGUCAAUAAUUGUGAAAUAUAUUACCAUUUCAUAUAUUCAUAUUCAUCCAUAAUUUCAAAUGUAGUUUAACUGAAUCUACAACGUCUUCCACCAUUCAACAAAACUAACCAAUAAUAAACAGUACUGUUCUCUGUUUCUAUUCACCGAACUAAACGAAUGUAACAUUUCAUUCAUAUUGAAUCAUCAAGUUUUUUUUUUCAAUAACGAGUAGUGAUGAGUGGAUUCGAAUUUACACACAUGGAGUUCCUGUUCGUAGGAUAAGAAGUGUACACACAGAUAUGCGCUCAUAUAAAAACAGUCAAGAUUGAUAAGGGAAUAAUGAACAAGGUUAAAACGUAACUCAAGUAGAAUAAAUAGAUUAGCCUGUUCAGUAACUAGAAUAGAGUAUAUGGGCUUAACAUAGUAACUAACAGUACAGUUACAUACUAAUCAAUGGGUAAAGAAGAAAAUAAUUUAUGGGUCAGUUAAGGGCAAUAAUAACUGUUUAAAGCUUAAAACUACAAAACAGUAAUUCAAUAAUAAUCAAACAAAAGUGAAGAAGAAAGUAAAAAAGAAAACCUGAAACAUACCCAUUAAAGGAAUGAGGGCUAAAAAAGGAAUGUGAGGUUGGAUGAAUCGUGGUUGUACGCAAAGUUCAGGCUAGAGUUCUUUGAUUGCCAAUGAAUCAGCAAUGAAUAAAAUAUUGAUUCAAUUUUCUUUCGAUCUAAUUCCUUUGACUGUGUAGAUUAGUUUAAAAGAAGACUCUUUUGGAGCGAUAUGCUCACAGUUGAUUAAAUACUCCUGUAUAGAACUAGGAAUUGUUUUACAUUCUCCUUUUAAAAGCCAAGCUGGAUAGUGUUCUGAGAUCAGUUUGGAAAGUUUAUCGCUUUGUGCGGUCAAUCUAAUCUGCCCCACAUGAUGUGGCCCAAAGCGGAAGUUUAUUCUUAACACAUCCAUGAAUGGUAGGCCAGCUUCAGAAAGCAAUACGGAGCUUGGUUGUGUAGGACGUUUUGUUCAACGAUUUUGAAAUCCGUUUAUUUAGGAUUUCACCAUCCUCGUCUCCAUUAAAUUCCAUAUUCAUAAAAAGGGUCUUCUUUUGUACUAUCGGUGCUUUUCCAUGAUGAUGUCUAGGUGUUAAGUUGCUAUCGGUGAAUCUAGGUGGAUAACCAUUCCUAAUGAGUCUGUCGAAGUUGAAAUACUUCCUCAUCUAUCGUGUCAGUGGAACAUAUUCGCUUGAUCCUUGAGGAUAAAGAGUGAAUUAAGUUUCUUUUUCUACUCAGUGGGACCCAGCUAUGGAAACCCGUGAACUGCCCACUCCAGGUUGGUUUUCUAUAUAUAGAUCUCUGUAAAAAACUAUCCGGUAUUCUUUUCAAUCAGACACCAAGAAAAUGGAAUUCAUUGUUUGCCUCUGUUUCUAAGGUGAAUUGAAUUGAGGGGUGACAAUUAUUUCAACUAUUCAAACUUUCAUUGAGGUCCAUGUCUUCUUCGUAAAUAAUGAAAAUAUCAUCCAUAUAUCUCUUAUAUAAAUGAAAUCUCUCAUUUAUUGGUCGAAGUUGAAAAGUCUUGCUAAUUUAACUCUAGAUUGGGUUCCUAAGCUCUUCUAGUAACCCCCAGGUUAGAUCUACACAGCGAUUUGAAGACGAGAGAAAAAGCGUGAAAUAUGUAAGAAACACUCUACUCCAAAGGUUCGUCUACGUAAAGAAAAUAUAGGGUUAUUACAGUAUUUUAGAUGUCAUUGGGUUUCCCGAAAAUCUUGGAAUGCUACUAAACAUAGUAGCAGUAUAAGUAUUCAUCCAUUCAUAAACUCUACAUGUGAAUUUCCACUUUCUUGAUGUUUCUGGCAAAACUACAAGGUUUUCAUAUCUGGUGCAGAUGUGAAGGCGCGGAUCGGAAAAGUAAGAGUAGCAUAUCUACAAUUGAGGAACUCAAAACAUCUGUCUGUCAACCAAAACCAAAGUCAGAAUUUUCAAUAUAAAUAUCAACACAGUUCUACCGUAUGGGACGGAAAUUUGCAGAACUACGAAAGCCAUCAUCCAGAACAUACAAGUGUUUAUUAACAGUUAUCUAUGCAAAAUAAUUCGGAUCCGUUGACCAGAACAAACCAGAUCUCAUAGGAGGAAGAAAUCAGGGAGAAGUGCUGGAAGUGGAUAGGGCACACACUGAAGAAGGUACCCAACUACGUCGCAGGGCAAGCCCUCACAUGGAAUCUUCAAGCUCAAAGGAGGAGAGGAAGACCAAAGAACACAUGAGAAGAAUGAACAAGAAUUGGAUAGAACUUGAAAGGAAUGCCCAGGACAGAGUGAGUUGGAGAAUUCCAGUCGGCGGUCUAUGCUCCAUCGGGAGUAACAGGCGAAAGUAUGUAAGUAAGUAUAUGUUGGAAUAUUCAGAAAAAUAUCCCAAAAAUGAUCCUGUUAAGUUUGAUGCUAUCCUUGAACGUGAAAUGGUGUCAUUUUCCUAUUCGUCAGUACUUAUUUCAUGUGUCGUUUCCCUACUGGUCAAUAUUUAUUUCAGGUGUCAUUUUCCUGUUGGUCAAUAUUCACGGUAGUCUUAACUGUAUAAAUAUGCAUUUGUCUGUAAAGUAUUAUUCCUAUUCUUAUUCUUCUCCUGACCCCAUAAACAAUUUUCAUCUACGGUUCGUGUUCUGAUAUAUUGGAGAUUGGGGAACAGUAUUGGGAUCGUACUGGGAUAUUUGAAGUUGGUCAAUCGGUAGAAAUUAGUGUAGCCACCCUACAAUCCACAAUAGUAUACUUUUCAUAUGAUCACCUUAAUAAAUUAGAUCAUUAUACUGAAUAUUAUAUUUCAUCAAUUAGAACUACUCAGUUACAGGAAAGCUUCUUUUCCAAUUUAUUAAUCAAUAAUCCAUCAAAAUACGUAUGUUCUUCUAAUUUUACACCAUGAACUGUACAAUGUUCAAAAGAGUAGAAUAAAAUUAAAAUUUGUGAAAUGAUGUAAUAACCACCCACAUAUUUUAAAUUACUGUGGUUUUGUAGCAUGAUCUUGUUCUCUUCUCUCUCUCUCUCUCUCUCUAAGUAUACCUCAAUGGAUGGAUACACUAUUGCAAUUAUAAAAAAGGAAUGUAAAUUGGAUGUUUUCAUAUGAAAUUGCAAUAAUAUCAUCAUUCCAUUCAUUCACAUGAUAGUAGUGAUAAUAAUGGUUUCAUUCAAUAUUAUAUGUUUGGUACAAUAUGAAAAGAUGAACAAAAAAGAUCUGAAUCUGUACAGGUUAUUGACUAGGUCAACUCUAAUAACCAGUUCGUCACAGAGUAUAUUUGGUAGAUAAGAUAUUGUAGAGCUUUUAUACAUUUACUGGCAUGAAUAGAUUCCAAUGUGUUGGUGUCUCGUUCUACCGAAAGAUAUACAUAGAGAAAGAUAUGAAUGAAAGGGAUGGUUAGUAUCUGAUAAGAUAACACCUACCAGAAGUUUACAAGACUUUAAAUGUCUAUCCACAGCCAUUUUAAUAAUGACCUCGAAAGACUCACCACACAGACUGCUAACUGCCUUCAGCACUCUCCGCAAUACAGCAAAGUCUUUUCUCAAAAGCCCAGGAAAGAAUAAUGGAGAACAGUAAAGAAUAAUAGGUAAUAUGCAAGAAUUGACAAAUUGUAAGAGUAAAUGACGAGUAAUCCCAAGAGCAUGCAAUCUCUUUAUGUAGUAAGUCAGACGGAAAACCUUCUUCGAUAACAAUAAAACGUGAGAAGACCAAGAGAGAUCAGAGGAAAAGGUAACACCAAGAUAGUUGGCCUUCGACACUGUGUUUAUCAAAGAGUCUUCAAUGUUACAAGCAUUAUGGGACCCCAACAUGGUGCUGGUCAUGUCUCAUGCUAAAGUCAACAGCUUGACAUUUAGACGAAUCAAGUAUGAGACCAUUAACAAUAGACCACCAUUCAAUACGAGACAAAAACUUACUCAUUUCAAUGGGAUGUAAAAAGGUAGGAAUCGGCAUACAUACAAUGAGAUCAUCCGCCUAUUUCACAAAAGUGCUUUCUGUGGAAGACGGCAGAUCAUGUAGAAAAAAAAAAGAGAAAAGAGAAGGGAACAAAGAACAGCUCCUUGUUGCUCAUCUUCCUGACACAGUAGAGACGUUGAACGCUUCCAUAUAAAUACAGUGUACUGUCUUCUUUCAGAGAGGUACGAAGAUAGCCAAUUGGUUACCCAGCUGUCAAUGUUGAUGUUGAUUAACUUGUUAAGUAAAAGUUGUCUUAAGAUAGAAUCAAAAGCAGAAGUACAGUCCAUAAAAGCGUAUUGAAUAUAUACUUCUUAUCCAUUUCCAAGCUGAACAGUAUAUUGUGAUGCAGCUCAGC
Schistosoma haematobium is the source of this 9355-nucleotide messenger RNA. RefSeq names its product Ethanolamine kinase 1. Gene Ontology annotation, biological process: phosphatidylcholine biosynthetic process; phosphatidylethanolamine biosynthetic process. The transcript is spliced from 8 exons. Gene Ontology annotation, molecular function: choline kinase activity; ethanolamine kinase activity. The record is from RefSeq and is a predicted model, not a curated record. Lineage: Eukaryota; Metazoa; Platyhelminthes; Trematoda; Strigeidida; Schistosomatidae. Gene Ontology annotation, cellular component: cytoplasm. The coding region runs from base 36 to 1208 and encodes 390 amino acids.